Molecule: messenger RNA, 1074 nt
Organism: Pediculus humanus corporis (human body louse)
Lineage: Eukaryota; Metazoa; Arthropoda; Insecta; Psocodea; Pediculidae
Exons: 6
Coding region: 1-1074 (357 amino acids)
Molecular function (GO): S-methyl-5-thioribose-1-phosphate isomerase activity
Source: RefSeq, a predicted model, not a curated record
AUGAGUUUGCAAGCAAUUAAAUAUAAAAAUGGAUCUUUGGAAAUCUUGGAUCAAUUAUUGUUACCUGGACAAUCAAAGUAUAUUUCUGUAAAUGGAGUUGAAGAUGGAUGGAAAGUUAUUAAUACAAUGCAGGUUAGAGGUGCACCAGCUAUUGCUAUCGUUGGUUGUUUGAGCCUUUGCGUUGAAUUGCAAAAAGAAGAACAUGAUUCGAAGAAAACUUUGAGACAAGAUGUUGAAGGAAAAUUAAAUUAUCUUGUUUCCGCUAGACCAACAGCAGUCAAUAUGAAAAUAGCAGCAGAUGAGCUCAUCGCUUUGGCUAAUGAUUUAGAAAAAAAUGAUUUAGUUUCACAUGCUGAAAUGAAACAAAAAUUUAUUACUGCUAUAGAGGCUAUGCUAAAAAAGGAUUUAACAGAUAAUGAAACAAUUGGUGCACUUGGAGCUGCUGCAAUUUUAGCUAAUAUACAAGGUGAUGGACCUGUAAGAAUAUUAACUCAUUGCAAUACAGGAAGUUUAGCUACUGCUGGUUUUGGUACUGCUCUCGGGAUUAUAAGAACUUUGCACUCAAGCAAAAAAUUAGACCUUGUGUAUUGUACGGAAACUAGACCUUAUAAUCAGGGAGCCAGGUUGACAGCUUAUGAACUUGUUCAUGAAAAAAUUCCGUCAACUUUGAUUUGUGAUAGUAUGGUUGCCGCAUUAAUGAAAACCAGAAAUAUUUCUGCAGUUGUGGUUGGUGCAGAUAGGGUUGCUGCUAAUGGUGACACAGCUAAUAAAAUAGGAACAUAUCAAAUAGCUGUUUUAGCAAAAUUUCAUGGUAUUCCUUUUUAUGUAGCUGCACCUGCAAAUAGUAUAGAUUUGUCAAUUCCUAGUGGUGAACAUAUUAUAAUAGAAGAAAGGCCUGAUAGGGAAAUGACUCACAUCGGAGAUAUGAGAAUUGCAGCAAGGGGAAUAGGAUGUUGGAAUCCAGCUUUUGAUGUCACUCCAGCCAGUCUUAUAACUGGUAUAGUUACUGAGAAAGGUGUUUUUCUUCCUGGGAGUCUAUAUCAGAAUUUACAAAAUGCAUGGAACAAAUCAUGA